UUCUACUGCCACCACUAUCUUCAUUGCCGUCACCACUUUACUGCUAUCACCAUAUCAACUGCCAGCACCACCAGUCCUAACACCACCAACCAUAUUGUCACCACUGCCUCUACUGACACAAACACCUCAGCUGCCACUAUCACCUCUACUGCCACUGCCACAUCUACUCCCACUGUGACAUCUACUGCUACCACCACUUCUAAUGCCACCAAUACCUCUAGUGUCACCACCAUCUGUACUACCACAGCUGCUACUAAAAGCGACCAUACUGCCACCACCUCAAAUGCCAACAUAUCUAGUGACACUGCCACUUUUACUUCCAUCAUCAUAUCUAUUGCCACAGCCACCUCUACUGACACUGCUUUCUCUACCGCCACCAUUACCUCUACUGCCACCACCUCUACUGCCACUUCCAACUCUACUGUCACCACCCUUCUACUGCCACUUCCACCUUUACCACCACCUCUACCCCUGCUGCCACCACAACCUCUACUGCCACUACCAAUCAUGCUGCCCACAUCAUCUGUACUACCAACAUCACCCAUACUUGCUAUUUCUUCUGCCACCACCACCUCUACAGCCACUAACACCUCUGCAGGCAUCAUCACCCAUACUGCCACUACCACCAUACUACCAUCGUCACCCACAGUGCCAGCACCACCUCUACUGCACAACCACCUUUAUAUCCAUUACCACAUCUAUUUCCAGCAGUACCUCUACUACCAGGAACACCUCUACUGCCACCACACCUGUACUGCCUCCAAGAUCUCUACUGCUACUGCCACUUCAUCUACUUCCACUACUACCUCUAUUUCCACUGUUACUUCUACUGAGAGACACCUGUACUCCACCUCUACUUCUACAGCCACCACCACCUCUAAUGCCACUACCAACGCUGCUGCCACCAUCACUUCUGCCACCAGUAACUCUACUUCCAGCACAACCUCUACAGUCACCAUCUUCUGUACUGUCACCACCACCUCUACUGCCACCAACAUCUCUACUAUCACUAGUGCCUGUACUGUCACCACCACCCUUAGUGCCAUCAACACCUCUAUUGCUACCACGACUUCUAAUAUCACCAGCAACUCUACUGCCUCCACCACCUCUAAUGCCACCACCACCUCCACCACUGCCACUUCUAUAGCCACUUACACCUCAACAAGCACCACCACCCAUACUACCACCACUACCCAUACUACCAUCUUCACCCACAGUGCCAGCAACACCUCUACUUCCAUGACCACCUUUACAUCCACCACCAUGUCUAUUGCCACCACUACCUCUACCACCACCAACACCUCUACUGCCAGCACCACCUUUACUGCCUCCAAGAACUCUAAUGCCACCAUCACCUCUGCCUUUACUGCCUCAUGUACUGUCACCACUACCUCGACUUCCACUACCACCUCUGCUGCCAAAGACACCUUUACUGCCACUGUCACCUCUUCUGCCACCACCACCUCUACAUUUACUGCCACCACCACCUCAACUGCCACUACCUCUUCUGUUGCCUCCACAAGCUCUACUGCUACCACUUCUACUGCCAUCAACACCUCUACUGCCACCUCCACCUCUACUGCCACCAACACCUCUGCUACCACCUCCACCUAUAAUGCCACCACCUCUACUGCCACCACCAACUCUACUGUCACCACAACCUUUCCUGCCACCACCACCUCUACUGCCACAGCCACCUCUAUUGCCAAAACCACCUCUACUGACACCAGUUCUUCUACUGACAUCACCACCUAUGCUGCCAUAGCCACUUAUAUUUCAUCAUCACCUCUACUUCCAUUGCCACCACUAUGGCCACAAGCACUUCUGCUGAUAACUCUACCUCAACAGCCUCCAUCAUCUCUGCUGCCACCACCUUUAAUUCCACCAUAA
Messenger RNA from Trichechus manatus latirostris (Florida manatee), 1890 nucleotides. RefSeq names its product serine-rich adhesin for platelets-like. NCBI's taxonomy places the organism in Eukaryota, Metazoa, Chordata, Mammalia, Sirenia, Trichechidae. The record is from RefSeq and is a predicted model, not a curated record. The annotation marks the transcript as partial. The transcript has 4 exons.